AUGACUCCCGCAGCGCACAAAGCACACUGGGUCGCGACGGUAGCGCGCUGGUUGCAGCAGCCGCAGCCUACGGGGCACGUGACGCUCGGCGCGUUCGCGGUGCCGCGAUUCGUCUUCGACCGACUGUACGACUACCAGGCGGCGGGCGUAGAGUGGCUCGACGAGGCGCACGUGAUCCGCAAUUGCAACAGCCGCACGACGUUGCUGGUGAAGUCGGUGCGGGCGCAGUUCAAGCUCGCGAUGACUGGCACGCCUGUGCAGAACUGUCUCGCGGAGCUCUGGAGCAUCGUCGACUUCCUGAGGCCCGGGCUGCUCGGGACGCUGCCCUUUGCAGGCGGGGGUGUAGCACCAUGUGGUAAAAACUCUGGUGCUGUGCCUGUGUAG
Dermatophagoides pteronyssinus (European house dust mite) is the source of this 384-nucleotide messenger RNA. Its product is annotated as DNA repair and recombination protein RAD26-like. Lineage: Eukaryota; Metazoa; Arthropoda; Arachnida; Sarcoptiformes; Pyroglyphidae. The record is from RefSeq and is a predicted model, not a curated record.